Messenger RNA from Insectozyma verbasci, 2721 nucleotides. The record is from the annotation of a GenBank genome assembly. Lineage: Eukaryota; Fungi; Ascomycota; Pichiomycetes; Serinales; Debaryomycetaceae.
AUGGAUUCAAAAGAACAACCACCCGCAGGUAAAAAAAGAAAUAGAAUACCUGCUUCAUGUUCUGUAUGUCGUAAAAGAAAAUCAAAAUGUGAUAGAGUUAGACCUGUUUGUGGUUCUUGUAUUAAAAAAUCAAUUGCUCAUUUAUGUUUUUAUAAAGAGUCAAAGCAACAACAACAACAACAACAACAACAACAACCAGUAUAUGAUUAUAUCCCACAUCAUCUACCACCUCCACCUUCUCAUCCUCAUACUCCUUAUGAUUUUAUACAAAGUCCUCAAUAUCAAAGUCCUCAAUAUCAAAGUCCUCAAUAUCUGAGUCCUCAAAAUUAUAGAAUGCCUCCUUUAACUUAUCGUUCAUAUUCAAUUCCAUUACCACAACCUCCAACUGCUCCACAACCACCACAACCACCACCAAUUAAAUUAAAAUCUAUAGAUUUUUCACCAAGAGAUCCUAUACUGUCACCAUCAUCUUAUUCUUUAAAAACUCCAAGUGAUUUUGCUUCAAAUAGUUUAGUUGCAAUACCCUUAGGUAGUAAUAGUUCAUUACAAGUCAAUCCAGAAGAUAGAAUGGAUGUUUUCACCAAUGCAAGUUUUUCAUUAUUUUUAGAAGGUCCAUAUUGGCAACAACAAGGUACAUUAUCAUAUAUAGGGUCUACUAAAAGUGAUCCAUUUAUUACUAUACUAAGAAAUUUUGUUGUUCAUUUAUUUAAAGCUGGUGAAAUGACUAAAUUUAUUAAAUCUGAUACAACAAGAAAGAGGAAAAAUUCAAGUGGAAGUGUUUAUUCAAAUAAAAAACCAAGAACAAGUUCAGGUACAAGUCCGUUAAGUCCAUUAAAUUUUACCCCAACAUUUACUCCAGAUAAAGUUGAAGAAAUUAUUAAUUCACCAAAUAGUAAAAAAGAAAGGAAAAUUCCAACUCUGUUUCCAUCAAAAUAUGCACCUGAUUAUUAUCAAUUAGUUGGAAAGAUAGUAUUAGAUUUAUUACCAAAUAAAAUUAACACUUUUCAAUUAUUUUGUCGAUUUUUCAAGUAUGUUUCACCAUUUGUACCAAUAAUUGAUGAACAUUCUUUAAUAGUUGAAGUUAAUGGAUUAUUCAAAAAUUUUCCGAGUUUUAAAAAAGAAUAUUUUGAUGAAUUAAUUAUUAAAAAUGAUAAUGAUUUGAAAGUAGUUGGGAUUUUAUUAUUAAUUUUAAGAUUGGGAUAUUUAACUUUAAUUCAUAAUGAUAGUGCUCAUAAUAAUUAUUCUGACGAUGAAAUUAGCAUUAUCGAAGAUGUUCAUACUAUUUCAUCACAAGAUUAUUUAAAAAUUGUUGAUUUAUGUAUUAGAGAUACUAUAGUUUCAAAAAGUACAUUUAAAAUGGUUCAACUUUUAACAUUAUUAUAUCAUUACAAAAGUAUUGCACCAGACGAUCUGAAUGGAGUAAGUGGAGCAGAUUCACAAAUAUUAUUAGGUACCACCAUAAAACAUGCCCUCUCCAUUGGAUUGAAUAGGGAUCCUACCCAAUACACGGAGAUAAUUAGCAACAAUCCAACUUUAAUUAAAAGUUGGAGGAAUUUAUGGUGGUACCUAUCGAUAAUGGAUGCAAUGACGUGCCUUCAUAAUUGUACGUCAUUAAAUAUUAAUCUCCAAAUCUCCGACGUUAGAAUCCCAGAUUCUGACUUUAACAUUUUACAACAUCUAAAUGAAAUUACUCAAUGCUAUCGAAGAAUUGUAAAUAAAAUAACAAAUGUCAAUUUGAAACCAAAAGUUAUUGAAAUUUUAAAAGAAACAAAUCACUUGGAAAAGAUUUUUUUUGAUUUUUUUGGUAAAGAUUUUUUUAAAGAUGAAAUUAUGAAACCAGCUUCUGAAUAUGAUUUAUUGAAAGUAUAUAAAUAUUGUAUUUUUAUUCAAUUAAGAACCAAUUUAUCUGGAAUGUAUUAUAUGAUUGCAAUUCAUUAUGAAAACGAAUAUAAUGAAUCUCAAACACCAUCAAUGAAUGCAGGAAUUGAAUUAUUCAAGAUAUAUAUUAAAUCAGUUGUUCAAUUAGUUUAUAUAAUAUCCUAUGUACUUGAUAAUUCAGUGGAAAUAUUUGGGAAAAAUUUUGAUUAUUAUUUAACAUCAAUAAAUGAAAGAUACAUGAUAAAAACUCAUAGUUUUUUACAAAGUUUUUUUGUUAGAUUAUUACAUCAAAAGAAAGAUCUUUCAUUUAAAGUAUUUAAAGAACCAAGUUCAAUACCAAGAUUAGAAGUUAUUGAUAAUUUAUUUACCAUGAUUUUAGUAGAAGCUGAAUUAUUUGUUGGAAAUUUUAGAAAAUUAUCAAGAACAUAUCUUAAUUCAUAUAGAAUUUAUAUAAUUACAUUUAUAGUUCUUAGACAAUGUGUUGAAAAUCCUGAUGUAUUUUUUGAAAAAGCAAUUAGUGAUCAACUGUUUUUCCAUCAAGGCACAAAUAUGAUUGAAUUUUUCACAGUUGCUGAAUUACAACAUUUAGUUAAAUUAUGUGGUGAAUUUAGAUUAGCUAAACAAGAACAAACAAAAUUAAAAAAUGAAAGAAGACAACAAACGAAUAUAUUUGAUGAUAAUAGUUUAUUUAGUAAUAAUUAUUUAUCAUUUUUUGAUGAUGAGAAUAUUUUUAAUAAUUUACAUAAUUUAGGUGAUGAAAUUAUAGAUCCUGUAAAAUCAAAUGAUGAUUUAAUGAGAAUUUUUAAUAUUUUUGGUGAUUUUGAUAAUGAUUUAAAUGUAUAA